GGGUAGAGCAAUGGAGGCCUCGGCCGCCUGAGAGGCGGGUUCCCGGCUGGCGCUGCUGCGGAGGCUGCUGGUGCUCGGGGCAGUCGCGGGCUGUCUCGCGCCCGCCGCCCGCGCGGGACCGCCCGUCGCCGUCAGCCGCUCUGCCCGCCGCGGCUCCGGGCGGGGCCUCAGAGCUCUGUAGUGGCGAGAUUGGACCUCCUCACCCUACGGAUACGUUCACAAAAGCAGUGAUUCCCAGGCUUUCUCAAUUAUAUACUCCAUUUCCUGGCACACUUGCCACUGAAGGUGAAUUUUCCUUUUAACAAGAAGAAACUUUUCGUGGAGAGUCACCCCACAAGAAAGGAUCUGUGACUCCUCAAAUAGACCAGAAGACGGGAGGCAAAUUCCAGCCUUUUAAGAAGUUUUUUGGCAAAAGGAAAAAGAAAGACACCACAUUGUCCCAGGAGGCGUCAGUGGGGAAGAGGAAUCACUCUCUCCAGAGUGUCAGCAAUGGGACCUUCUUUUCAGAUGAGGAGACCCUGGAGGAUAAUUUAAGGUCCUUCAACCAUUCUAUGGGAACUCGGACAUUUUCCCAUGACAGUAUUUUUAUCCCUGAUGGGGGAGCAGAAAGUGAGCAGACAAUUCAAGCAGUGUCACAGGACAACAUCCUGGGCAAAGUCAAAACUUUUCAGCGACAGUUGGGCAAGAACAUCAAGUUUGGGCAGCCACCACCCAAUGCCAUCCCCAUGAAGAAGGCAGACAGGGGCCAGGCUCGCUUAGAAGAGGAACUGUUCCUGACCAGCCCCAUGGAAACUGUAACUCAGGACGUCAUCCUCUCAGACAUAGAGAACAAACCCAGUGAUACACCAAGUCCUCUGAGUCCUCCGAGUCUGCCUGGAGCCACACGUGAGAUGGAAGAGAAGGUGGCUCCAGUUAAACCAUCUCGGCCAAAAAGGCACUUCUCUUCCGCUGGCACCAUCGAAAGUGUCAACCUAGAUGCCAUCCCCCUGGCCAUCGCUCGCCUGGACAACAGUGCAGCCAGGCACAAGCUGUCUGUCAAGCCAAAAAACCAAAGGGUGUCAAAGAAGCACAGACGACUCGCUGGGGAUCAGCCACGUAAACAAGGUGGCCUUCCGAGUCAGCUGUCCCUGGACCAGAAUGGACACCCUGCAGAAGACAAGGCAGUCUGCCAUGAAGACGAACCUGAGCUGCAGGACUCCGAGGAAGAGAAGAGAUGCCAAGAAGAAUACUGGAGGGACCUUGAGGCCAAGUGCAGACGGCAAAAGGCCGAAGCAGCUGAGAGGAGACGCCUGGAAGAGCAGAGACUGCAGGCUCUGGAGAGGAGGCUUUGGGAAGAAAGCAGAAGGCAGGAACUCUUGGAGGAGGAAGGAGAGGAAGAGGAGGCAGAAGAGAAAGAACUACAACUAGGGGCCGAAGUGAGGCAGCGCGGAGAGGAGAGGCAGCGACUGAAGGAGCAUGGUUGCCCAGGCCCUGAGCAGAGGGAGCAGGAGGAAGGAGGGCGCCUGGGGGUCGAGGAGGCCCUGCCGGGGCUGGAAGAAGGGGCCGAGCCACUGGAGGUGCACAGCCGGCAGGAGGCUGAGAAGCAGUGGCAGGAAGAAGAGGAGAGAGAGUUGAAGGAGCUCAGAAGACUGGGGGAGCUGGAGGAGCAGAGGUGGCAGGAGGCUGAGCGGCAGCGGCUGGAGGAGGAGAGGCUGGAGGAGCUGGAGGAGCAGAGGCCGCGAGAGGAAGAAGAAAAGCGGCUCCGGGAGCUCCAGCGGCAGGAGGAGCUGGAGGAGCAGAGGCACCAGGAGGAGGAGGAGGCCAAGGAAGAGGCGAGACAGCUGGAGGAAACGGAGGCCCAGAGGCGGCGGGGAGCAGAGGAGUGUCGGGAGGCACCGAGCCUGGGACAGGGGAGUCAGCGGCAGCUGGACGACAACCCGCCGCAGACUGACUUUGCAGAGAAACCGGAAGAACAAGAGCGCCUGAAACCGGAGAAGCCGGGAGAGAACUCGGAGGAGCCAAGUAUUUUUGAGGAGAGCCACGAGGUGGAGCCAUCUGGAGAGCAGCAGGGCGAGCAGGGGGAUGUGCACAGGGAUGAUGGUUGUGCUACCGUACUGCCUCCCCAGAAACCAGCGGCGCAAGGGGAAGCGACGCCAGCUCCAGCGGAGCAGACAGCAGCUGCCCCUGCAGGGACAGACAGACAGGGGGAGGAGCUCCGGUGGCAGGAGGUGGACGAGUGGCAGGCCAUGCCCAGACCCUACACUUUCCAGGUGUCAUCAGGCGGGAAGCAGAUCCUGUUCCCCAAAGUCAAUCUGAGCCCUGUGACACCAAUGAAACACGUGGGACUCGUCUCUGCUCCACAGGAGCUGAAGGCCCGCAAAGCCAGCCCUGCCCCCCACGCCCUGCCCUCCUCCCAGAGCAUCCCCCACACGGCCAUUCUGGUCACCAGAGCACAGCUCUGCGGCCCGGCUGUCAACCUGAGCCAGAUCAAGGACACGGCGUGCAAGUCUCUCCUGGGCCUGUCAGAGGAAAAGAAGCGAGCGGAGGGCGCCGGCCUGGAGAACCCUUCCCGCGCCGGCAGCGGGAAGGCCAGGCCCGCCGCGGAGGCCCCGGGCAGUGUGGCCGCCCUCGCCGAAUGGGCUUCCAUCCGGUCCAGAAUCCUGAGGAACACGGAAGGCGAGCGGCGCGGGGAGAGGGGCCUGUGGCGGCUGGGUGCUCAGCACGCCCUGCGGGGCCGCUGUGAUUCACGCGGAAACCCCCGCAAGACCCCACCAGUCAACGCAAAGUUCUCUAUUACGCCCGCCUGGCAGAAAUUCUCCGAUGGAGGCACGGAAACCUCCAAAGAAAACGCAGAGGCGGAGAGCAUGAGACAGAGGGGCGUGCUGGGGCCCGGCCACAGCACGGCAGCCCAGCCCCUGGCUGCCGGUACCAGGCAGCACCCGAAGGGCGCGGCCACGCUGGAGCCGACGGACACCGCCGAGGGGUGCAAAUUUGCCAAAGAUCUUCCGUCUUUCCUUGUUCCAAGCCUUGCUGACCCGCCACAGAAAGCAGUGGCCCGUGCAGAGCCCGAGGCCACCUCGGACAGCGAGACCGCCAGCGUAGGAAGGCCGGACCCCGUGGUGCCAGGCGGGGAGGAAAAUGCCUCGCCUUUCGGAAUCAAACUGAGAAGGACCACCUACUCCUUACGCUUCCACGGCGACCAGCAGCCAGAGCAAAAGCGGAAGAAAAGGCCGGGCGGCCCCGCGGACGGCCCGGGCGGGCGGGCACCUGCCCAGGUUGAGCAGCCGGCAGAGGGUGUGGCGCGGCCGCGCUGCCCGGCCCCAGCGCCCUGCGAGGACGCUGCCCCAGGAGCCCGCGCAGCCCCUGCGCUGGCGCCGGGGCACCCCACGGCCGGUGGCCGGGCCCCGGCUCCCGAGCCCGACAAGGCUGCGAGCAGAAUGCCGUGGGUGCGCAAGCCGGCGCUGGCCCCCAAGCCCGCCGGCCGGACGCCGCCGGCCUCCCCCGUCUCCUGGCUGAGCAGGCCUUGCCCAGUGGAGCUGCCGGUGCGCCCGCCAGGGAGGCCAGACCCGGAGCCCAGCAGGCCCUGCUCGGAGGGCCAGGACGGUGCUGCGGGGCCGCCCUCGCCGCCACCCUCUGAGCCGAGGAGGGCGCAGGAGGAGGAGGAAGACGAGCGGAGACCCGCUUCCCCCGCCCUGCUCGCCGGGCAGCCCGAGAAGCCCUCCCAAAGCCCCGUGGCCGGAAAGAAAGAAAAGCCAGUGCUUCAGAGCAGGCAUUCUUUAGAUGGCUCCAGGCCUGCGGGGAAGGUUGAAGCUGCGCAGCCACUGUGGAUUACACUAGCACUGAAAAAGCAGAAGGGGUUUCGGGAGCAGCAAGCGACUCGAGAGGAGAGGAAGCAAGCCAGGGAGGCUAAACAGGCAGAAAAACUCUCCAAAGAGAAUGUCAGUGUCAGCCCGCAGCCUGGAAGCGGCUGUGCCAGCAGAGAUGGUUCCCUGCACAAGCCCCCAGCUCAGCCAGAGGAGCAGCAGCCAGAGACUGCAGUGUCCAGGCUUGAGCGCAGAGAACAGCUCAGAAAGGCCAACACUCUUCCUACGUCUGUGACAGUGGAGAUCUCGGAUUCCGCUCCCACAACGCAGCUGGUGAAAGAAGUCACGAAGAGGUUCUCUACCCCAGAUGCCGCCCCCGUGUCGACAGAACCAGCCUGGUUGGCUCUAGCCAAAAGGAAAGCCAAGGCCUGGAGCGACUGUCCACAGAUUAUUAAGUAAAGAGUGACUUAUCAAUUCCUAUUGCCAGUUACUGGCUCCUCUCUUGCCCUUUUUAUUUAUUUUUUAUACAAGGUAAAGAAAGCAAGCUAGGGAAAAGCAGCAUGUUUUAUAGGCACUAAAAUAAUGUUUAGAAACUGAACUGGUGGUGUUCCUUAUAAAGAGUGUAUUUGCACAGCCCUAGGUACUGGUGCCUUGAGCUCCUCCUAGUUCUAAAGAGAAAAUUCCAUCUGAAGGGCCACACAAAGCAGAAUCUCCAAACUAAGAACUCCUCAUGAGAGCCUGCCAUGCCCAUUUCAUGGCCCUUCCACACACCAGUGAGCCAUGUACUUUUGCCAAUCUUUGUAAUGAUCUUUUGAUUCUCUACUCCAAUUUCUUUUAUCCAAAACACUUACCCUACCAUAUGGGGAUUUCUAUCAUUUUCUGCAGUAAUGGUGAAAGAAUCAUAUAUAGAUAAUAGGAACAAGAAUGCCCCUUCUAUUGAAUGGAGCUACUGGGAAUUUCAAGUAGUGGUCUGGUUCCCGACUCUGACCAUGUCUGUCUGGUUUUCAUGAAUUUCCUCCAACCUGAAACUGUAACACAGAAAGUGAAUCCAUUCACACAUCUACCACAUUGUUUUCCAGGCCCUGUUAAGCCAGUACUCUCAUUAAAGACAUGUUAAACAUUUGGCCCAGUUGGCUCCUAGAGAACAUUUUAGUUUGAUAUGGUGAAUAAAAGAAGCCACAAAUUCUUUCCAUGUCUUGAGAAUCCCCAUCUCGUGCAGUAGUUCUUCGGAUGUCCUGGCUCCAUUCUAGGCCUACUGAAUCAAAUACUGUGAGGAUGGGCCAGGAGUGUAUAUUCUGGCAAAAAUUCUUCAGAUGAAUUCUGAUAUAUCCCAAAAGCUGAGAACUCUGGGAUAUACUGCUUCUAGUAUACUCGAGUCUUUAAGUCUCUGAAGGGGAAGGUCAUUUCACUCAAAAGUAGCAAAAGUGAGACAGGAAAAAUACGCCCCCCCNNNNCCCC
Molecule: messenger RNA, 5240 nt
Organism: Manis javanica (Malayan pangolin)
Lineage: Eukaryota; Metazoa; Chordata; Mammalia; Pholidota; Manidae
Source: RefSeq, a predicted model, not a curated record